AUGGAGUUGACGUGGAAAGAAGAAUCUGAAGGUGUCGACAGCCAGAUGAAUGGUUCCGACCACUUGGUGCCUUCAUCUGUCACAUCUAGGUUUGAUUCAACUGGAACAAAGUUGAUUUGGAAGAAGCCUCAAAGACACCAUUUUUUGGAUGAUAUCGUGUCCUCAUAUGUACCUUGUGAUGACAAUGAAUUCGACCUGUUUAUCGGUUGUGAAGAAGGACUCUUCCACGUGAGUCAACAUGCUGACGAAACUGAAUCUUAUGUCAAAUGGAAAUGCAUUGCUAAACGUGAGGAUUCGUUUUACCAAGAAUUCUUGCGGAACAAGCACAAAGAAGAAUGUCUCGCAGCCCUGGGAGUUGGAAAAGUCACCGAGGAAAUGCCAACAAAUAUCCAGAAAAAGAUUUAUGAAUUGAUGAGGCCAGAAACAUCCGCUGAUGCGAUUCAAGCAACAUCGCCUAUGCUCGAGUCUGGGUCUCAGACUAAAUGGUGUGGCCUUAGAACCCAAACCACGGCUUCACAGACAAUACAACAAACCGCAGACCGGAGUGUUCAAGCCAAGCCAACAACCAUAGAGUCUGGAACUUGUACGUCGCUGACGGACUCCGGGAUACAGAUGACCCCUGAAACUGACCAAGAUACUUCACUUUCUAGCCAAAAUGAUCAGCGAGUCACACUUCAGGUACAUAUACCAGCGUCUCGAUGGAACGGAAAUGGUGGUGAACCGGUCACUAUUACAUUCGAUGGUGUUACCUCAAUUCUUAGCAAGAAACAAUCUAACAGCAUCGAGAGAAUUUUAAGACGGACUUUGAAAAACAUAGUAACCAUCGAAAGUGGCUACGCUAUAGAUGCUAACCUAAUGCUUUGUACCAAGGAGGUUGGAUCGAAUGAGUUUGGAAGCGGCGAUCUGAAGGCGAUGUGGCACGGCGCGGAGCCAAAAGUUGGCAAUGUUGUCUGGAAUCAUUGCGAAUCCUUAAAGAAACCUGUCAUAUCUAGUACUGAGCAAAUGUCAGCGGGAGAAGGAGUUGUCAGAUACCAUGCAGAGUUACCCGUUUAUAAACACAACGAGAAAUAUUUAUCGAGAUCGUCCCCGUUUGGCAGAUUUGGAUACAACAUAAUCGGGAGUAUACCCCCGACACUGAAACAUAUCAGAAUUCCGAUAGUUUGCAAAAAUGACAUUACCUUCCAGAAAGGCAGGAACGGCUCUGAGGUCCUCGGCAGUGGAAGUUUUGGAAGUGUUUACCUCGCCAAACACGAGCAAUACCAGUUCGAUGUUUGUGUGAAGGAAUUCGAAAUGGAUUCCUGCACAAUUUAUGACAUCCACCACGAGGCAAAACUUUUGCUUUAUCUGCAGACGACAAAGUUUGUACCGAUCUGUCUUGGUUUAAUGGAGUCGCCUUUUGUAUCCAGUGACUUCUCUCUUGUCCAAGAGUGCUUUGCGCAUGGCUGUACUCUUCGAAUGUUGCUGAAGAACCCACCCCUGGUAUUUGUCAAGAAGAAGUGGAUAGCAAUUUGUUACCAGCUGUUCUGGGGCCUCAAAGUGAUUCACGAAAAACAGGUGCUUUUGAAUGACAUCAAAAGUGAUAACAUUCUGGUGGAUUAUGACUCAAAUGAUAUUAUGAGCAACAUCAGGUUUAUUGACCUGGGACUCGCCACGUACAGACGAGGUUAUAGAUUCUGUAACGAGCCGGCUUAUCUGGAACAGUUUGAGAACUACGCUCCGGAAAUACGCCAGGGAUAUCACUCCACGCCAGCCUCGGACCUGUACGCUGUCGGAUACAUAGUUGACAAGAUUUCUGAAGCCUUCCAUAUCCUGGAGAUUGAUCCUAUUGCCCAGAGUUGUACAGUCGAGGAUCCUAAUGAACGACUGUCCUGUUAUUCUGUUCUAGAUAAACUCGAGGACAUCAUGGAGAUCAUGUGA
This is a messenger RNA of Ylistrum balloti, 1917 nucleotides long. RefSeq lists its product as uncharacterized. Gene Ontology annotation, molecular function: ATP binding; protein kinase activity. The record is from RefSeq and is a predicted model, not a curated record. NCBI's taxonomy places the organism in Eukaryota, Metazoa, Mollusca, Bivalvia, Pectinida, Pectinidae. Gene Ontology annotation, biological process: protein phosphorylation. The coding region runs from base 1 to 1917 and encodes 638 amino acids. The transcript has 7 exons.